Microtus ochrogaster (prairie vole) is the source of this 672-nucleotide messenger RNA. The record is from RefSeq and is a predicted model, not a curated record. NCBI's taxonomy places the organism in Eukaryota, Metazoa, Chordata, Mammalia, Rodentia, Cricetidae.
AUGGCCGAGCUCAAGUCGUUGUCCGGGGACGCGUACCUGGCACUGAGCCACGGCUACACAGCUGCAGGUCACGCCUACCCAGCGGCGCGCGGGCCAGAGACUAUACGCGGCUUUGGUGCAUCCGGUCCAGGUAGCGACCUCCCCGCGACGCCUGCUUCCCGCGUCCCCACCGCGACGGUCGAGAGCAGCGGGGAGCAGAGCGGCGACGAGGACGACGCCUUCGAGAGGCGGCGGCGGCGGCGAGGGCCCGGGGUUUCGGUGGACGCACGGCGGCGGCCCCGGGAGCAGCGCUCACUACGACUCAGCAUCAACGCGCGCGAACGGCGGCGAAUGCACGACCUGAACGACGCGCUGGACGGACUGCGCGCAGUCAUCCCGUAUGCGCACAGCCCGUCGGUGCGCAAGCUCUCCAAGAUCGCUACGCUGCUGCUGGCCAAGAACUACAUCCUCAUGCAGGCUCAGGCCCUGGAGGAGAUGCGGCGCCUGGUGGCCUACCUCAACCAAGGCCACGGGCUCGCCGCGCCUGUGUCCGCCACGCCUCUGACACCCUUCGGCCAGGCAGCGGUCUACCCGUUCUCGGCGAGCUCGGCGCUCGGGCCCUGCCCAGACAAAUGCGCCGCCUUCUCCGGAUCGCCCUCGGCGCUUUGCAAACACUGCGGCGAGAAGGCCUGA